GCGGCGGUUGGCGGCGGGCGGGGCGCAGCGGCGGUUGGCGGCCGUUGGGGCGGCCGCGCACUACAAGUCCCAGGGUGCCGCGGGCGCGGCCGUCGGAGCCAGGCUGCCGAGUCGCCUUCCCGCCGCCAGAGCUGGGUGACAUCUGUGCAGCAUGGUGGUGGCCUGAGAAGCAUGAGGCUGUGGUGCUGGGGGCCCUGAAGGCCAGUGGGCUUGUGGGAAGGAAUGCUACGGUGGGCAGUGCACUUGGAAGGCGGGCCCCGGAGGGUGAACCACGCUGCUGUGGCUGUCGGGCACAAGGUGUAUUCCUUUGGCGGCUAUUGCUCUGGAGAAGACUAUGAGACUCUACGGCAGAUUGAUGUCCACGUUUUUAAUGCAGUGUCUCUGCGCUGGAUCAAGCUGCCUCCAGUGUGGACAAACAGCCGAGACCAUGUGAGAGAGGUGCCCUAUAUGAGGUAUGGGCAUUCAGCAGUGCUCAUAGAUGACACCAUCUACAUAUGGGGUGGUCGCAACGACACUGAGGGAGCCUGCAACGUGCUCUAUGCCUUUGAUGUCAACACACACAAAUGGUUCACACCAAAGGUGUCUGGAAUGGUCCCAGGAGCAAGAGAUGGGCACUCAGCUUGUGUCCUGGCAAAGAGCAUGUUUAUCUUCGGAGGCUACGAGCAGCUGGCUGACUGCUUUUCUAAUGACAUCCAUAAAUUGGACACCACAAGCAUGAUGUGGACCUUAAUCUCUGCCAAGGGUACACCAGCUCGUUGGAGAGACUUCCAUUCAGCUACCAUCAUUGGAACAAAGAUGUAUGUGUUUGGUGGCAGAGCUGAUCGGUUUGGGCCAUUUCAUUCCAACAAUGAGAUCUACUGCAACCGGAUUAAAGUGUUUGACACAGAAACAAACUCCUGGCUGGACUCCCCUCCAACUCCAGUGCUCCCUGAAGGCCGGCGGAGCCAUUCAGCCUUCAGCUACAAUGGGGAGCUAUAUGUAUUUGGUGGCUACAACGCGCGCCUGAACAGACACUUCCACGAUCUCUGGAAAUUCAAUCCAGUCUCUUUUUCUUGGAGGAGGAUUGAGCCCAAGGGGAAAGGCCCAUGUCCUCGACGCCGGCAGUGCUGCUGCAGAGUGGGGGACAAAAUCAUUCUCUUUGGAGGCACCAGCCCAUCUCCGGAGGAGGGAAUGGGUGAUGAAUUUGACCUGAUGGAUCACUCGGAUCUCUACAUCCUCGACUUCAAUCUAUCUCACGUGUCUUUCGAGGAACUACUGCGGAUGCAGAACAGUAUGGGAACAAGAGCAUAUCAGGAGACUGGUGGGAAGAAGACUGCAAAUCCUACCAAACCCAGGAUAAAGCAGCAACAGAGCAAAAAGGGGCCAGUGGAGAUGUCUGCCAAGAAACCUGUGUCUUUUCUGCGACAAGUGGUCCCUGUUACGAAGAAGGUCCAGCGAGACCCUCGAUUUGAUGAUCUGUCUGGAGAGUAUAACCCUGAAAUAUUUCUGAAGACAUACAGCUUCCUGGACAGCAUCAAGAAGCAGGAGAAGGAGAUGAUUCAGAAACAGCUGAAAAAAUGCCGGAAUGUGGAGCAGAAGGAGAAACUGCAGCAGCUCCUGAAGCGCGUGACACAGCAAGAAGAGGAGCAGAAAAAAAAGCAGAAAUGGAGGGAGAGGGAGCUGUCUUUGAAGAGACAGCAGCGGGAACUGGCUCAGCAGGGGAAGAAACCCUUCUACUUAAAGAAAUCUGAGAAGCGGAAAUUGGAGCUAGCAGAGAAGUAUGCGGAGCUGAAGAGGAGUGGAAAGCUGGAGAGCUUCCUGAACAAGAGGAGGAAGAGGAAUGCCAUCAAAGACAAGUGCCGGCUGCCCUCACAGAAGAGCCUAUGACUGCUGUUGUCUAGAGAGGGAAUGCUGCCACUGGGAUUUGCUCUGUCCUGACUGGAUCUUGAGGACUGCCAUCCCUCUUCCCCAUAUCUGCCUUUCACUUUACAGUGAUGCUAUUCACCAGCAGAGCAGAGGCUGGCUGAGCUGAAGAAAAUGUGCUUUUGGAAACUGAAAUACCCUCCUGGGGCUUACACCACAUUCAGGUGGUGAGGAAGUCCAUUGUGCAGAUUCAUGUGGAAUUGACAGCUGACUCUGUUCUUGGACCUGCUUUUCUCCUUCUCUAAGAGAGCACAAGCCCUGAGCUGCAUUGCUGACUCUUCAGCCACCAGCUAAAGUGGGAAGACACUGUGGGAGGGCUCUGGUCCAAUACCUGCUCAGAGCAGGGCCAGCACUGAGUUCAGAUCAAGUUGCUCAAGGCUUGCUCCAGUUGAGUCUGGAAACCUCCAAGGACAGAGAGGCUGCCACCUGUCUGGGCCCCUGAUCUGCUGCUUCAUAUCCUCAGGGUGAAACUCUUCCCCUCCCCUUACCUCCAGUAGGAAUUUGCCUGGUUUUGAUUUAUGAUCACUGUCUCUUGUUCGCAUAGAGUGCCUGGCUCUGUCUUCCCAAUAACCUCUUCAUAGGUGCAGGAAGGUCUCCCCCAAGCUGCCUCUUCCAGGCUGAACAAGUCCUGUUCCUUCAGCCUUUCCUCACAGGUCAAGUGUUCCAGCCCCUGACAGUUUUCAUGUGCAGGUCAGAUGCACAGAUCAGCACCUUCUAAGGGCCCAGACUGGGUAUAGUAUCCAGAAGUAGUCUCAAGUGCUGAGUAAAGGGGGAUAAUUACAUCCCUUGACCAGUGGGCUGCACUCUUGGCCACGCAGCCCAUGCUGUGGCUGGCCUCCCUUGCUGCCAGGGUGUGCUGUUGAUUGUGUUUAGCUACAGUUGCCCAGGAUCUUUCCAGCAGAGUUGCCCCCCUUGUCAGCCUGGUCCCUAUAGUGCUGUUAGUGCUUUUAGGUAACACUGAUUCUGUGUAAAAUAAAACUUAAUUUUUCCUUUAA
Messenger RNA from Dromaius novaehollandiae (emu), 2897 nucleotides. RefSeq names its product kelch domain containing 3 (gene KLHDC3). NCBI's taxonomy places the organism in Eukaryota, Metazoa, Chordata, Aves, Casuariiformes, Dromaiidae. Bases 223 to 1866 code for a protein of 547 amino acids. Gene Ontology annotation, molecular function: protein binding; chromatin binding. The record is from RefSeq and is a predicted model, not a curated record. Gene Ontology annotation, cellular component: cytoplasm. The transcript is spliced from 15 exons.